GUCAUUAUCAUGACACAUCUUCAACAUUAGGAAAAGCUUCGUCUUAUGAAGCGUUUUAUUUGCUAACCUUGGGGAGAGGUUGGCUCCUUCUUAUGGUUAGUAUUUGAGAUUUAAAUGUAUUAUAGUCUUGGCAAACAGGUUGUCGGGCACUAAAUGUGUGCGGUAGCUGCUCUACAGCUAGCUUUGUAGCUCAAGAGCUCGCCAAAAGAGAGCUUCACAAGCUAGUGCGCUGCUAACGCUAGCUUAACUGAGGAGACCAAGUCCCCUAACAUUUAAUGUUACUUGGAGAGCUACAUUUCUCAAAGACAGCAACUGAAAGAGGGGCUAGCCAUUGACGUUAUAUCAACAGGCCGUAGCAAAAGUAGCAGCACAAGCUUGUCUGUAGAGACACUGACGUAAAACUACAGGCUACAGAUGAAGAUGAGCACAUACUUCACAUGGUUUCCCAUGAGUUUCACCUGGAGUUGGAGGGUGUUGUGAGAACGGAGGAGGAAGGGAGGAUCACACACCAGGACUAUAAACAAGAGUCAUGAAUCUCCAUCAGGUCCUCACUGGGGCUGUCAACCCUGGGGACAAUUGUUUCUCUGUAGGGAGCGUCAACAACGUGCCAUUCACGGCCUAUGCGUCUGGUUGUGAUGUGGUGAUUCUGGGCAGUGACUUUGAGCGACUGCAGAUCAUCCCAGGGGCCAAACAUGGCAAUAUCCAGGUCGGCUGUGUCGACUGCUCACUGCAGGGAGGACAGAUUGCAGCUUCCUAUGGAAGCACUGUGUGUGUUUUUGAGCCAGUUCAGCACCCAGAUCAAAAGGACACAUCUUUGACUAAGUUGAAUUACCAAUGGCAGAAGACUGGCCAGUUUGUUUUGCAGUCUAUGGUACGGAACCUGGCCUGGCACCCCACAGGCAGCACUCUCUUAACAGGCUCUAGUAGCCUGAAGUUGUGGUCUAAUGUUGAUGGAGUGAAGGAUGAAGCUGAAGAAGAAGGAAAGCAAGCAGAAAUGACCACAAGAGACUUCCAGUCUUCAUGGAGUUGCAUCUGGCAGAGCAAGACGGCCUCUCCAGUCAGUUUGAUGAAGUUCUCUCCUGAUGGGGAAUUUUUUGCUACUGCUGGACAGGAUGACUGCCUAGUAAAGGUUUGGUACAGCACCAGUAAGUGGAAGUGUGGUGUUUCCAGACUUUAUACACCUCCAGAAUGCAAUAUCAGUGUCCAGGGAGAGCUGGCCUUUUCCUUUGUCUACCUGGCCCAUCCCCGCUCUGUUACUGGCUUUUCUUGGAGGAAGACCAGCAAGUACAUGCCACGAGGUUCAGUGUGUAAUGUUUUGCUCACCUGCUGUAAGGACAGCGUGUGUCGCCUCUGGGCAGAGACUCUGUUGCCAGGUGACAGCCUCCUGUCUGGUCACCAUAACAACCACACUGGUGGCCAACACAGCGAAACACUGAGAUGUGCUGGCCCCUCUAGGAAAAACAACUGCAAUGGGAAGACUCAAGGGAGAACAACACAAGAAUUGAAUUUUCAGGAAUUAUGGCACUCCCCCUUUUAUCGGGAUUUGCCACAGCCCUCUUUGACUGGCUGCCUGCCCCACCAUCAGAGCCGACACUACAACCACAAGAAGAUCAGCAGCCACAUGCCCCAUGCCAACGCUCUCUGCCACUUCCACAUUGCUGCCAGCAUCAACCCUGCCACAGACAUUCCUCUGCUUCCCUCCAUCUCCUCUCUGAGUGCUGUGGAUGAUGAGGAACCUGGAGGCCCCUUUACUGUCCACUGGCUCAACAACAAAGAGCUUCAGUUCACUUUAGCUAUGGAAGUCUUCCUGCAGCAGCUCCGAGGCAGCCUGGAGCAACAGAGUGAAUGCUCUCAUGAAGAGCCUGAAAAUGAGGAUAACUUUGAUGAAGACAAUCAUAGUAGCAGGCCAAGUGACCCCCAAGGACCUGAGGCUGCAGAGCUUCCUUUGGCAGCAGUGGAGCACCAGGUGGAUGUGUUGUUAGAAGAGUGGAAUAAAGGGGCAGACAUGUUAUUCAGCAUCCAUCCCAUGGACGGCUCCCUGUUAGUCUGGCAUGUGGACUGGUUGGAUGAAUACCAGCCAGGCAUGUUCAGACAAGCUCAGGUGUCGUUUGUGUCCCGUAUCCCUGUAGCAUUUCCUACAGGUGAUGCUAUCUCCUUGAGCCACAGUGUGGUUAUGUAUGCCUGCAACAAGAAUGUGGAUCUGGCUAUCCAACAUGGCAGACAGCGACCACCUGGGAGCACGUUGCCUCAAACCAAAUCUGCUCUUAUUAGCUACGGAGGUCAAGGGAAAGCUGCACCCAGCAGUAGUCUUCGACUAAGUAUUUUUACCCCCAAUGUGCUUAUGAUCUCUAAACAUGCCGAUGGCUCUCUGAACCAGUGGGCAGUCAGCUUUGCAGAGGACUCUGCUUUCUCCACAGUGCUCAGCGUUUCACACAAGUCUCGCUACUGCGGUCACCGCUUCCACCUCAAUGACCUAGCCUGUCAUUCCUUACUCCCUCUCCUCCUCACCACCUCACACCACAACGCCUUGAGGUCGCCGGAGGCAGACAGUAUCCUGGCUCCUCCAGAGGCCUGCUCCACUGGUUUCUUUCAUUCAACUUCUCUGCCUGGUGGAUCACGGCGCAGCCGAGUGUCCCUGGGUAUGAUUUCCCAGGAUCCCAAUGCUAUCUACAGUGAGCUGAUUUUAUGGCGAGUGGACCCUGUGGGGCCGCUGUCUCUGUCAGGUGGAGUGUCUGAGUUAGCUCGCAUCAAUUCUCUUCAUGCAUCAGCAUUUGCUAAUGUAGCCUGGCUGCCAACGCUCAUCCCCAGCAGCUGUUUAGGUGUGUACUGUAACUCUCCCAGCGCCUGCUUUGUGGCAAGUGACGGCUACUCCCUUAGACUAUAUCAGGCUGUUAUUGAAGCCAAGAAACUCCUAAGUGAGGUCUCCAAUCCUGAGAUAUCUAAAUAUGUUGGAGAGGUGUUCAACAUCAUCAGUCAGCAAUCCACAGCAAAACCAGGGUGUAUUAUAGAGCUGGAUGCCAUUACUGACUUUCAGGGGAAGGAGACCCAGCUCCUGCAUGUUUUUGAGGAGGAUCUCAUCCUUGGCAAUGAGAGAACAGAGAGCACACAGGAAAUUCCUGAUUCUUCUCAUGGUGCCUCUAGUGAGCCAACCUUCUCGGCACGUUUUUUUCUCGUGGUGGUCGAAUUAACUCCGACUGGGCGCUCGCUCCUCCACAUGUGGCAUCUCCAUCUUGCUGCUAGACCCGUCACAAUGGAGGACACUACAUCAGAGAAGGAUACCAGCACAGGUUCUUCGAUGAACAGCUCUCAGUUUAAUUUUGAGACGUUCAGUUCCCCAGUCACUCAGAAGAGUAAACCCUGCACUUCCAACCUGCAGAGCGCCUGUCGUCUCAGCCUCACAACACACAGGCUGUACAGCCAAGAGAUUGCUCUGCCAGCAGGAGUGGAGGCCAUCAGUGUUACACCCUCAGCAGGUCAUCUCAGCGCAUCGUGUUCUCUGCCAACUGGCCGUGUGCCUUACCUCCUUGCUACUUCCUGCUCUGAUGGAAAGGUGCGCUUCUGGAGGUGCAAUGUCAUGGAGACAGAGCACUCCGGUUUGGACAAGUUGAUGUAUCAAUGGGAAGAGUGGCCUCUUCUGGUGGAGGAGGGCAUUCCCAAUUGCAGUGCAGUAAACGUGCAAGGUCGCCCGAUAGAGGUCAGCUGCUGUCACACUGGACGGAUUGCAGUUGCCUACAGGCAGACACCAAACACAUCUCCCAACUUGACGCCCCCUCUGAACUCUCACGGUCUGACUUCUCCACCUACCCUGGCUUCCUCCCCUUAUGUGCAGCACAACAACAACACUACCAACACCCACCUGACCCCAACCCUUACUAUACAGCUUAGCUCAAAUCUCUCUCCAAGACCUCUCCCAGCAAAUACUAGAGAACCACUGGUCCACAUUGGUAUCUUCCAGUGUGAGUCCACUGGCGGUUCGCAGUGGAUUCUAGAGCAGACCAUAGUCCUGGACAACACAGAUCCCACAGCUAGCUAUAGCAUUAGCAAUAGCACAACUGGAAAUACCAAUAUUCCAGGCAGUAACAUGGACUUCUCUAUACCUAACGAGCACUGUCUUGGUUCUACUAGUAAGAGCCUGGUUCACUUGGACUGGGUCUCCCAAGAGGAUGGAUCACAUGUUCUUACUGUUGGUAUUGGGACAAAGAUUUAUAUGUACGGCCGCCUAUCUGGAAAACCUCCAGAACUUGGCCUGUCAUGUGAUGCUAGUAGGGACCAACGCUUAUCGCGUCUGGUUCUGCUUCGAUCAGUUGAUCUGGUCUCCUCUGUUGAAGGUUCAUUACCCAUCCCAGUCUCCCUGUCCUGGGUACGAGAUGGCAUCUUAGUAGUAGGCAUGGACUGUGAGAUGCAUGUCUACUCCCAGUGGCAGCCUCCAGCACCACCCAAACCCAAUGUUGCCAUUGUCCAAGAUACAGACAUCAGCAGCAGUGUCUCCUCCAUUAUAUCCGCUGUCAGACAGAGCCAGGAGGAGGGGCCUAGUCUUGGGGCUCCCAUGUCUUUACUGGCACCUCCCAAAAAGGCCCUGACAAGAUCAAUGAUGAGCUUGGCUCAGAAACUCAGUGGGAAGAGAACAGCAUAUGACCUGCCGGUAGAGAUGGAGGAUUCUGGACUCUUUGAAGCAGCUCACCAACUCUUUCCCACCCUGCCCCAGUACCACCCAGUACAGUUACUGGAGCUCAUGGAUCUGGGGAAGGUUCACCGUGCCAAAGCCAUCCUCUCCCACUUGGUGAAAUGCAUUGCUGGAGAAAUUGUGGCUCUUAAAGACACCUCCACCAACUCAGAGAAACGUGUACGUUCUCGAACCAUCAGCGCCGGAGGAAGCACAGCCAGGGACCGGAAGAUGUUCAGCAAAGCAGAGAACUCCACCCCAGACUACACAGAGAUCAGCUCCAUCCCUCCUCUGCCUCUCUACGCCCUUCUGGCAGCUGAUGAGGACACAUCACCAAAGCCUGAAAAAGUGGGCAGUGUGAGCGGUGAUAGUGGGCAUGGUUCCAGUCACACAGAUGCUUAUGAUGAGCUAUUUCAUACACCCAGCAUUGCGGACUUGGACCCCAUGGACAAAGAUCAAGAGGAAACUGGGAACAAGGUAAUAGACCUGUCCCAGUACAGUCCUACAUACUUUGGUCCAGAACAUGCCCAAGUCCUGUCCAGCCAACUUCUUCACUCAAGUUUGCCUGGUUUAACUCGUAUGGAGCAAAUGUCUCUCAUGGCUCUGGCUGACACCAUUGCUACCACCAGCACAGACCUCAAGGACAGCCAGGGCAAGAGCAAAGGUGGAGAGACACUGGAUGAAUGUGGUCUGAAGUUCUUGCUGGCUGUGAGACUACAUACCUUCCUCUCUACGUCCCUCCCCCCGGCACACCGAGCACAACUGCUACGGCAAGGCCUGUCAACAUGUCAUUAUGCCUGGGCCUUCCACUCUGAAGCUGAAGAGGAGUUACUCAACAUGUUGCCCGCCCUGCAGAAGGGAGAGCCAACCUGGCCUGAGCUGCGCUCCAUGGGUGUCGGCUGGUGGCUGCGCAGCACCAACAAGCUACGCAGGUGUAUUGAGAAGGUUGCCAAGUCUUCUUUUCAGAGAAAUAAUGAUCCUCUGGAUGCAGCUAUAUUUUACCUCGCAUUGAAGAAGAAAGCAGUGGUCUGGGGACUGUACAGAUCUCAGAAGAAUGCCAAAAUGACAGACUUUUUCCGCAACAACUUCAGCGAAGACCGGUGGAGGAAAGCAGCAUUGAAAAAUGCCUUUUCUCUGUUGGGAAAGCAGCGGUUCCAGCAUUCUGCAGCCUUCUUCCUUCUAGCCGGCUCCCUUAAGGAUGCUGUUGAGGUGUGUUUAGAGAAAAUGCAGGACCUACAGCUUGCCCUGGUGAUCUCCAGAUUGUAUGAGUCUGAGUUUGAGACAGCAUCCACCUACAAAAAGAUCCUCCAGAGACAUGUGCUGGGACAAGACAAACAGAUUCCAGCCCACCACGAUCCGUUCCUACGGAGCAUGGCUCACUGGGUCCUGGAGGACUACAGCAGAGCAUUGGACACUUUGCUCGAGCAGCCUGCUGUCAGCGCUAACUCUGUGUCCCCCGAGAGCAGAUCUGAUACUGGCUCCUCUUCCUUGUCUACAUGUAAUCCUGAGGUUUUCAACUUCUAUACCUACCUCCGUACCCACCCGCUCCUCCUUCGUCGCCACUUUGGCUCCUCAGACAAGGCUAAAGUUGGCCUGACCGCUGAGGGUCGCAGGGCUGACUCCAUUAGCCUGGAGGAGAGAAGACUGUUUUUCACAGCUGCAUAUGCACACCUGCAAGCUGGCUGCCCGAUGCUAGCACUCGAAGUCCUCUCCAAGAUGCCCAAAGUCCACAAGCAUUCCAAACUCCACAACCAGGAGGAUACGGGUAUCGCCACUGAACUCAGUGUUGGGAGUAAGAAUGGACAAACAUCAGACCCGGACUGGUCUCAGCCAGCUCUUAACGGCUACGAGUCAGGCGGGGACAGCUUAUCCAACAGCCACUCAGAUUCAGUGUUGAGUUUUGACUGGAGCCAGCCGUCAGUGACACUCCCAGAUGAGACCCUGGAGUUGAAGUGGGACAGUGACAAAGACGUUGAUGAGGACGAUGAGGAUGAAGAAGAAACUAAAAAUGGUAAGAGUGGCAUAACAGCAGACAGCAGCAGUGUGUUCCAGGACACGCAGGAUGCCAUGUCGCCACUAAUGGAGAUGGUGACAGGGGAGGACAGCAGUGACUUCAUCGCACCAGCGGAUGACAUCCUGGUAGCCCAGCUGAAGUUUACGGCCUGUUUGAAGAUUGUGACCAAUGAGCUGAGGACGCUUUCGACAGGGUAUGAACUGGAUGGAGGAAAGCUUCGUUAUCAGCUCUACCAGUGGUUAGAAAGAGAGGUGGUGGCUCUCCAGCACUGCUGCAACUACAAGCCUUGCCUGCCAGAGCUGUCAGUCCAGGGUGAUGCCCCUGUCUCUGGGUUGGUGGAGGAGGAACAGCCUGGCAGCCCACGUGGUGACAGCCAGAGGAGCAGGAGACACUGGCUGCAGAGUAACCAGCCCUUACUGAGGAUGUUUCUGAGCUACUGCAGCUUACACGGCUCCCACGGUGGAGGACUGGCUUCUGUACGCAUGGAGCUCAUAUUAUUGCUUCAGGAGUCUCACCAGGACGACUCCAUCCAACCAGUGAUGACGCAGUGUUCCCAGCCCACAUCUAUCCCUCUUCUGAUGGCUUGCACAGCCAACGUAAAGACCGUGGUGGCCAAUCCCAUCGUAUACCUGACCAACCUGACUCACGACAUCUUACAGACCAUCAAUGCACUCGACUCUCCUCCACAUCCUGAUGUUGUUAACAAUGAGAUCUACGUGAUGCACACAUUGGCUGCCUCUUUGUCUGCUUGUAUAUAUCAGUGUCUGUGUGAUGGACACACAUACAGCCAUGUGAACCAUUUCACAGGGAUUGUAUAUCAGAGUGUGUUGCUGUCCCAGAAGCAGCCAGUCAGAACAGUCAGCAUGGAUGAGUCUGUUCAGCCCAACACCUCUCCAGCACAGUGGCCAGGUAUCGCCUCUCUGAUUCGUCUGUUGAGCUCAGCAGGUGAGGAGAGUCAACCGGGCUUAGCCGUGCUGCUCUGUGAGAUCAUGACUGCAGUCUUCCUCAGUCUGUUCGUUCACGGCAUGGCCACUCACUCCAGCAAUGAGCUGUUUCGCAUUGUGGCCCACCCCCUCAACAGCAAACUUUGGGUGACGGUGUUCGGAGGAGGUGCCCGGACCCCUGUCAUACAGAAACCCAACAGCCCAACAAAAACACCCCCGCCAGCCUCACCAGGCAUCGACAGCUCAGAAAGGAAAUCGAGACGAUUCAGGCUCCUGUCAUCACGCAGUGGAUCAAAGGAAGAGUCUGGGAUAGAGAGGGAGGGCCCGUCCAGUCCAAAGCCAGGACCUGUUGUGGAACAGGAAGCUGCCUCCAUCUUUAAAGAACGUUUUGUCCCUCCAGAGCUCAGCAUUUGGGAUUACUUUAUCGCCAAGCCGUUGCUGCCACCAUCUGAAAGCAGAAUUGAGUACGACUCAGAGGAGAGCGAGGGCAGUCAAGAUGAGGAUGAAGAUGAUGAUGAAUAUGAGGAUGUGUUUGACCCCAAUUCUCCACAAAGAGAGCAUUCUAACCACAAUUCAUACAGUUGGUGUUUAAUGCGCCUGGCAAUGGUUCAGCUCGCGCUGGUCAACCUCAAGUCUUUCUACCCCAUGGCAGGAUAUGAUCUCUUAGAUCUGCCUGUGGGCUCUCCUCUGUGUCACGCUGUGCUGAAGACGCUGCAGCGCUGGGAGCAGGUGCUGCAGAAGAGGCUGGAGGUCUUCGGGGGCCCCCCCUCCAAGUAUAUCUCCACGCACCUGCAGGAUGAAACAGCCACACCUGGCCCCGCCCUCCUCAGACACAAGGCCCUGUUGGAACCAUCCAACACACCUUUCAGGACGAGCCACCAUUCAGCGCUGCCAGUGAAGCGAUUGUGGCAGUUUCUGGUCAAGCAGGAGGAAGUACAGGAGACUUUCAUUAGAAACAUCUUCACCAAGAAACGGGACCCAAACGAGUCGGUCGAGGACCAGACUGACAAUAUGAAAUGUUCAGGGAUGGACGAGACAGGAAACUAUCAGACUGAGUCAGAUCUAAGCAGCUCCGGAGGAAAGGCACGCAUCAUCCACAAGGAAUCUGACAUCAUCACAGCUUUUGCCAUCAACAAGGCAAAUCGUAAUUGUUUAGUCAUGGCCUCCACCCAUGACAUUCAGGAGUUGGAUGUGUCAUCCAUCUUGGCCACACAGAUCUUGACAUGGAUCGAUGAUGAUGAGGCUGAAGCCAAAAGUGUUGGCAGUGAUGACUUCUUGGUGGUUCACGCACGUGAUGACUUUGCCGCCCUCCACGGCACCACGCCGUACACUCACAGUACUCCCGGCACACCCAUCAACAUGCCGUGGCUGGGAGGCCUGCAGACAGGCCGCGGUGCAUCUGUGAUGAUCAAGAGAAACAUCAACAAUGUGAGAAGAAUGACCUCCCAUCCCACACUGCCGUACUAUCUGACGGGAGCUCAGGAUGGAAGCGUGAGGAUGUUCGAGUGGGGUCAUUCCCAGCAGAUCAUCUGUUUCAGAAGCCCUGGGAACUCCAGAGUCACCAGAAUACGAUUCAACCACCAAGGAAACAAGUUUGGUAUCGUAGAUGCUGAUGGAGGUUUGAGUCUCUGGCAGACAAACACAAGUGGGAAUGCACCAAAACCUUACCUGACAUUGCAGUGCCACAACAAGACAGCUCAUGACUUUGUCUUUGUGGGCUCCUCCUCCCUCAUUGCUACUGCGGGCCUUUCAACAGACAACAGGAACGUGUGUCUGUGGGACACUCUGGUGACUCCUGCUAACAGUCUUGUUCAUGCUUUCUGCUGCCAUGAGUCAGGUGCUACCGUGCUCGCAAUGGCCCCCAGGCAGCAACUGCUCAUCACAGGUGGAAAGAAGGGCUGGAUCAGUGUCCUGGAGCUUGCCCACAGGCACCAACGCCAGAGCUUCCAGGCCCACGACUCACCGGUCAAAGCACUGGCUGUCGAUCCGACUGAGGAUUGCUUUAUCAGUGGAUCAGCUGAAGGCAACAUUAAGGUUUGGAACUUGGCCACACAGUGUCCACUCUACACCUUCCCGAAUGAACACGCUCGCCAGUCGCUGUUCAGGAACCUCGGCACGGGUGUCAUGCAGAUCGAGGUGGGACCGGCCAAUCACAUCUUCUCCUGUGGCGCCGACGGGACCAUGAAGAUGAGGAUCCUCCCCAACCGCUUCAGUGUUGUCAAUAACAACAACAACGGCAACAUGAAGAACGACGUCAAGUUCAUCAUAUAGAAAAUGUGUCAGUUUAACUGAAUAAUGUGAAGUUCUUUUUAUGAUCGACACGUGGGGUCAUUGAGUUUCGGCGGAAUGAUGCCAUGUGAUGGCAAGUGUUAUCAUGUACCAGUGUAAAUGAAAAACAGCUUUCCUGACAAAGGGUUUAUAGACUUUCGUGGGCGCGAGAGUGAGCGUGCGGUGACAUAACUGCUUCUGCUGUGUUUGGGAGCAGGAGCCUCCACAAGUGUUCUGAACUGUAGUGGAAGUCAAAGUGGGCACAGGGUGACAACUGAGGCAGUUCAAUCAGAAAGUCUGUUUCAAUUUAAAAAGAAAAAAUGAACAGAAACCCAGCUGGAGAAGUCUCCAUCACAAACUGCCACCUCAGUGUCUCGUGAACAGCACAUGGAGAAAAGACUGCCUUUUUGCACAGGAGCGGAAGCUGUAGAAGAAGCAGGAGUGAGAAGAGACUGUGAAGAGUCUGAAGCUGCAGCAUCGGUCUAAUACAGUAUCACCUUCUCUUUAGUUCAUAUUAGUCAAGUAGUCGGAUAGUGGGAGCUCUUCUGGCAUCUCUGUUGGAGUAUUCAGGUGAUAAAGUGGACUGUGUAUGCAGUGCGUCUUACAGGGACAAUAAGUGUUCCCUGUUGGGGGUUUAAAGGUAACCACAAGACUGCACAACACUGUCAAACCCGUUCAGCACAAAGCAGUAAGGCCAGUCGACAUCGUACAAAGCACAUUAUAUCCGGUCACAAGGACUCCUGGCGCAUUCUGGUGCUCCAUUUGUACAUUUAAUGGACGCAAAUGAUGCCAGCUCAUUUUGGAUGGAAAAUCAGAGGAUCAUGUUUCUCACGAUCAAAAAAAAAAACAAAACACAUAUUGUAGGAAUUUACAGGAUGUCAGUUUCAUAUCAUCAUUAUGUUUUAUAUUUUAAGCAUUUGGCUGAUGCCCAAAUCCAGCCUGACUUUAAUUGAACACAGGAAACAUUGUGAUUUUUAUAAAGGUGGGGAAAAAACAAACAAAAUCACAUCUGUUAAAUCAAAAAAAGGACGCUGGUUAAAUAUUUUGGGAAUAAACUCAUAUCCAAUAAACACAAGGCUACACCUGAUUAGCUUAGCUUUGCACAGAGACUGGAAACAGAUGGAUACAACAAAAAAUCCACCUAACAGCACCUCUAAAGCUCACUAAUUAGCCCAUUACAUGUUUAAUAUCUUUGAAAGCUGAAGUAUAAAACUGAAAAUUUGUCAUUUUACAGGGUUUGUGCCUGACUAUUUCUUGACUCUAGAAAACCAGAAAAGACCCCAGUAAGUAAUACACCCGGCCAAGAAAUAGUCCAUAUAGUACAUAUUCACCUAUAAAAUAAAUAACAUGUUAAUUAGUGAGCUUCAGAUAUGCUGAUAGGUGGAUUUUUUUAACCUUUGAACACAGCCAGGCCACCCCAUUCCUCCAGUUUCCAGUCUUUGUGCUAAUCAAAGCUACGCUAACCAGAGGUGAGGUGAGAUCAGUAAGGAUUUUAUUUAACUCUCCUCCAGAAAGUGAAUAAGCAAAUUUCCCAAAAAUAAAUGUCACACUAUUCCUUUAAUCAAGCUAAGCUAAGCUAAAUCUAUGACUUGAGUUUACAGCUGUGCCACCACCAAUCUUUUUUCCUCAUUUUUAUGGACUACCCGAAUGCGCCAUUUCUCUUUCUCUAUUUGCACAUAAAGAUUAAGCUAAAUAAUAUGUAGUGUAAGUGCAUAUAACUACAAGACUGGAAGUCACUAAAGCAGUCAAAGUUAAGCCUUUGGUAAUAAGAAUAAAAUAUAUAUAUAUAUAUAGAGUAAGGUGUUUGUUAAUCGCGGCCUAGAUUUAACCAGUUGGUAUUAUUAUUAAGUGUCCUUAAUCUCUGAAAACUACUUCUGCCGUGCUGGCACAGUACUGCUACGGUACUGUCAGCCCUGAUAUUACUAUUAAGUUUCACAAAGUAGCUUUAAUUUGACCGUGCCCUUGUUAAUAUGGGACAUGAUGAAAAAUACCUUUUUUCUUCUUUUUUUUUCUGGCUGCGUUUGUUUUUGAAAUAUUCGAUAUGAAGCUUCAGGAAUCGUUGCUGAUGACAAUGGACAGGGGUUUAGGGGGUUGAACAAGUUUUAAUGCUAUUUUGUUGUGGAAAUGUUUUAUUCCAAUAACGAUGCACUUCCCUUUCAUUGAGUCAUUAAUUUCCCAUAUGGACCAUGAUUGAAAAAACUGCCUUGGAAACAAUAUUGUUUGCCUUGAAGUAAUUUCAUUUAUCAGACUGGUUUGCUUUUUUCAGUUUCUUAGUUAUGACCUAAAUUCAUUUUCUACCAUUUCGAUGAUUUUUAUAUCAUCCAGACGCAGCACAUUGCCUUCAGUACAUGCUUUAAAAUGUAACCUAGAUUGGUUUAUAUUAUGUCUUCCACAUCAAUAAGGAAGGGUUUCAUGCAGGCUGACCUGUAGCUAUUUAGUCUGAAGGGGGUUUAAUCCAUGAAGCUAACUACCCAGAGAACCUUGUUGUGCUGCUGUAGGGAAAGAAACGUACAUUAGCUUUGAUUUCAGGGAGGAUAAACUGAGGAAAACCUUUUUAGAUGAAGCAGAUUUAUUGCAGUUAUGUGUAUAUACACAGAUCCAUAAAGUAGGCGUCUCAUAAUAACUGCAUAAUCAUAACGACUAGAUGUAGAUGAACAGUGGGUAAUGAUAAAAGCCACUUUAUGAAGAAUAUAAUUCUGUAUAAACAGGUAUAUUUAUGAAAUAUGUUCAUAGUCAGGAAUAUUGAGUGAUUGAUCAAAAGACUGAUGUAAUCUUAUUUCCUGCUUCUUUUUUUCUCUCUCUCUCUUUUAUCAGGUUGUCAUUUCUUUUUUCUGUCCAUUAUUUCAUGAUGUGGGCCUGAACAAUCAGUGCAAUUUUUUUUGUUUUCCCCACAAAAGUGGACGGGAAAUGACGUGUACCCCUUAAGCAAGUGGAGAGUUCAAAUACAUUUUAUCAAAACUAUGUGUGCUCCUACAAACAUGAGAACGAAAUAAAUUUUAUCACAGCAAGUGCUUUUUUUUCUCCACAAAUAUUGCUUAUUUUCCUUUUAAGAUUCACUGCAAACAGAUCAGUCUAAUAUGAACUACAUCAGUGUGUCGGGUGUAGCUGUUGCAUGAGUAGAUAAACAAACUCACUUGGUCUGAUCAACCGAAUCAACACAUUCUGCUCUGACUUGUUUUUUUUGUGUUUUUUUUCCUCUUCGAUCUUGCAAAUGUGAAUUUGAUCAGAUAGUUCUAAUUUUAUAAUGAAGAUAUUGUGUAAAUCGAUGUAUUAUAUAAAGAAAUGUACCAAUGUAAUAAAAAAAAUGUAACGAG
This is a messenger RNA of Scomber scombrus (Atlantic mackerel), 13203 nucleotides long. RefSeq names its product dmX-like protein 1. Gene Ontology annotation, molecular function: protein binding. NCBI's taxonomy places the organism in Eukaryota, Metazoa, Chordata, Actinopteri, Scombriformes, Scombridae. Gene Ontology annotation, cellular component: RAVE complex. The record is from RefSeq and is a predicted model, not a curated record. Gene Ontology annotation, biological process: vacuolar acidification. The transcript has 51 exons. The coding region runs from base 530 to 9892 and encodes 3120 amino acids.